Ilex paraguariensis (yerba mate) is the source of this 910-nucleotide messenger RNA. NCBI's taxonomy places the organism in Eukaryota, Viridiplantae, Streptophyta, Magnoliopsida, Aquifoliales, Aquifoliaceae. The record is from the annotation of a GenBank genome assembly.
UGAUAAGUUGUAAAUUUCUUUCCAUUAUAAAAGGUUGGGUAAUAUUACGCCACCUGUCUCUCCCAAAAUAUAUAUAUUCUCCAACCUGCUUUCUCUCUCCACACGCACACAUUUAUCAUAUCACCACAAACCCUAACCUGCAAAUCAAAUCUAUUUCAUUUUCAAUCAGCUCGAAAGAAAUCACCCAAAAUGUUGAGGCAAUCCACCAGUAAACUUCUGGGUCUGGGCUUUCUCGGAGAGUCCCGAUCACCGGCGGUGCAGGUUCUGCCGCGAUUUUAUCACGAGAGGGUGGUGGACCACUACAACAACCCACGAAACGUAGGCUCGUUCGACAAGACCGAUCCAACGGUCGGAACUGGGCUCGUCGGUGCACCAGCGUGUGGCGAUGUCAUGAAGCUUCAGAUUAAAGUCGAUGACAAGACGGGGAAGAUCGUCGAUGCUUGCUUCAAGACCUUCGGUUGUGGUUCGGCCAUCGCAUCUGCAUCUGUGGCUACUGAAUGGGUGAACGGGAGACAAAUGGAGGAAGUUCUGACAAUCAAGAAUACAGAAAUUGCCAAGCAUCUCUCUCUCCCACCAGUUAAACUCCACUGCAGCAUGCUUGCUGAAGAUGCGAUAAAGGCAGCUGUUAAAGAUUACGAGGCCAAGCGUGCAAGCGUGGGUGCAAGUGCAGAAGUUGCACCUGUGGAGAAGGCUGCUGAUGCUUGAGAGGUGAGAAAAAAGGAAAGAGAAAAUCACAGUACUUGUACAAGGAUGUGGUCUUUUAAUCUUUUGGGGGUGUCUAUGUGAAGGAUUGUACUUAAAACUGCUUGUGAGACUAGUUUUUUUUUUUUUUGGAAAGUAAGUAAUCUGGAUAAGUAUGUUUCUAUUUGAAUGUAAAUUUGGUAAUAAAAAGUCUUAUAUGCCAUAGAUU